CGCAAAUUUGAAGGCGGGAGCUUCCUACUUAAUCAGUGUAUAAGGGUUGCAGCUCGGAAGCAGUGUGAUUGAAGAGGCGCUUACUACCUGGGCUCCAAAAGCAGGUGUUUCAAUCAAGCCAGUUUAAUCGGCCAUAGUUCCAUCACCUAGCCCGCGCUUCAUAACGCGCGCAAAGCAUUGAGAUUGGGCUCUUUCUUUCAUACCGCUCUUUCUCUCAUAUUCAACUCACGAUGAUUGGCUUCUCAUGGAUAUGCUCUCGAUGUCUUGCAAGAUCGGCUCGGACCACAUUGAGCCAUAGGGCCAUCUCACAACAGCGGAACUUGAACACGAGUUCUCAUCUCUCACCGGCGUUACUAACCCGGGCCCGCUCCUUGGCGGCUGAACAUACCAGGCUUUCCGCCCAAUUGACGGACUCAUUUGACGCGAAGAUUGCGAAGCGAGUGGGCGAACUUGCAUCGAUCUCGCAAGCGUUGCAGGAAUGGGAUCGCGCGCACGAGUCCCUAUCGGAACUCGGAUCCUUGAUUGAAGAUCCAGAGACCGACGACGAGCUAAGAUCUCUUGCUCUUGAAGACUUAAAAAGUAGCGACCGUACUUUGCCAGCCAUAUCAAAGACCCUGAAAAACUCCCUUGUUCCCCGCCACCCCUUUGCAGAUCUUCCCUGCCUACUCGAAAUUCGCCCCGGCGCAGGUGGAGACGAAGCUGGUCUUUUUGCUUUCGAGCUUUUGAGGAUGUACACUGCAUUUUGUACUCGACGUGGCCUACGGUCCAAUGUGAUCAAGCUCGAUGUGCAAGACGGGCCCUCGGAUGAUCGCCUGAGCGAAGCAGUCGUAGAGAUCGACGCAGACGGAGCGUAUGAUCUUUUGAGGACUGAGUCUGGGGUCCAUAGGGUGCAGAGAGUGCCGGCCACGGAGACUAAGGGACGUACCCAUACAAGUGCGGUCAGCGUGAUGGUUCUUCCCAGCUUUCCAGAGGCAGGGGCCAGUAUGGACAGUGCUUUAAAUUUCGACGACCCAAACAGUGACUACUACGUUGAUCCCCAGGAAGUUCGCACCGAGAAGAUGCGCGCGAGCGGAGCCGGAGGUCAGCAUGUAAACAAAACCGAGUCAGCCAUCCGAUUGACUCAUAUACCCACUGGAAUUGUCGUUUCAAUGCAGGAUUCCCGGUCUCAGCAUGCGAACCGGAAAAAGGCAUGGCAAGUGCUACGAGCAAAAUUGGCCGAGGCUAGACAAGAAGCUCGUGAGCAGGAACUUGUUGAGUUAAGGAGAGGUGUUCUUGGAGGCGUCGCUCGGAUGGGUCGUGGUGACAAGAUCCGCACAUACAAUUAUGGACAGAGUCGUUGCACUGACCAUCGUAGCGGCAUUACAGUGCACAAUCUGGACAGUGUUCUUGAUGGCGGCGAAAGUCUAGAGACUAUAAUGGAUAGUGUCAGAACUUGGCUGGCUGACCGGGAGAUAGCAGCCAUAUCUGCAGAAGAUUCGAUAAAUGCCGUCGGGGAGUAAAGUUGUCCUUCACAUUAGUGCCGAUAUUGAUAUUAGCCUGCACGAUCAUCCUCAACUAACUGUUAGGUAUUGGCCAUCGGUGCGGUGAAACAAAGUUCACUUCAGUCUGCCAACCUUGAACCCGUUGACUCCGCUUCGACAUAUAUACAACUAAAGCAUCUACUACUUCAUAUAGUGUUCCGGCGUCAUAUGUAUUUUCUCUCAGGAUCGAUAGAGUCGAGAGCCUCCAUUGUCUUCUCAUACCUGGUUGUGAUGAAUUAGCACCCGAAAGUGUGGACGAGAAUGACUUAAUCCAACG
Messenger RNA from Aspergillus novofumigatus IBT 16806, 1797 nucleotides. RefSeq names its product putative mitochondrial translation release factor (RF-1). The record is from RefSeq and is a predicted model, not a curated record. The transcript is spliced from 3 exons. Gene Ontology annotation, molecular function: translation release factor activity. Gene Ontology annotation, biological process: translational termination. NCBI's taxonomy places the organism in Eukaryota, Fungi, Ascomycota, Eurotiomycetes, Eurotiales, Aspergillaceae. The coding region runs from base 231 to 1499 and encodes 422 amino acids.